GAUAAACUUUGUUACUUCGCUAAGCAUACUGAUUUGGCUACGUUGCUUCGCCAUGGGAAGAUAGGAACAAAAAGCUGGUGUUAUAGCGUUUUGCUAAGUUACAAUGGAGUCUUCAGGAAGCGGAGCAGCAGAUGUGCGGCUUAGAUUGCUACCGCUGGCACGCUGGGUCGCCAAUUACAAGCGUACAAAUGGAAAUGCACCAGUUCAGCAGGAUGUUCCCGAAGAACUCGCCCCGCUUUGGAUGGAGUUCCUGGCUUCCAAAUCCGCAUUGGCCCAAGCCAGCGCGCCCACAUCCGCGGUCUCGCAACCUCAAUCCCAACCCCAGCGUCAGCAGCAGCCGCACCCCGGGCAAGAUGAGGAGGAAGACCACCGCAACAGUCCCAUCGGCGCAGCAGUUCUCUCCCCCAGUCGCAGAGCUGCUAGGCCCAUUGUCGCCCGCGCCUUGCGCCACGCUCACACCGCCACCGCUGCUGUGGCACGUGCUGCCAGCAACGCCGCUGCCGCCGGCGACGCAUCUACCACCUCUCCUUCUCCCUUAAACUGCUCUCCAGAAAGACAGACUAGCCCGCAGGCAGAUAAGGAAAACCGGAACACAACACUUACAGCAUCUUUGGUAACAGCAGCAGCAGGAGGAGCUGCGGGAGGAGCAGCAGCAGGGGCCGGAAGCGGCGUAAAAGCCAAGUCGGAUGACCAGCUGUUGAUGCCGCCGCCGCAGCACACGCCGGCUCGUGGCCGGGUCGCCUCUCGGACGGGUGGCGGCGGUGGUGGUGGCCGCGUUGGGCUGUUUGGCACACCGGGCAAGCAGCCAGCGGGUGGCGGCGGCGGCCCCGUGUACGGAGGCGACGGCGAUGAUGAUGACGAAAUGGACGAGCUGCCGCCGACGCCGCUGUCGCAAGUACGGAAAUCAGCCCCAAGGGCGGCCCGGGGCGGCCUGUUUUCCCCUCCCCGAC
Molecule: messenger RNA, 950 nt
Organism: Astrephomene gubernaculifera
Lineage: Eukaryota; Viridiplantae; Chlorophyta; Chlorophyceae; Chlamydomonadales; Astrephomenaceae
Source: the annotation of a GenBank genome assembly